Messenger RNA from Sparassis crispa, 2631 nucleotides. RefSeq names its product ARM repeat-containing protein. The transcript is spliced from 14 exons. Bases 1 to 2631 code for a protein of 876 amino acids. Lineage: Eukaryota; Fungi; Basidiomycota; Agaricomycetes; Polyporales; Sparassidaceae. Gene Ontology annotation, biological process: protein phosphorylation; tRNA export from nucleus. Gene Ontology annotation, cellular component: cytoplasm. Gene Ontology annotation, molecular function: ATP binding; protein kinase activity. The record is from RefSeq and is a predicted model, not a curated record.
AUGGACUACCUGCGAACGCUGGGUUCUGCCGCUGUGUCAUCUCUGGUUCAGAAAUCUGGCCUUAAUUUACCGUUCUCGCUGGGUGCGAAGGUCCUUUCUUUUGACAACAAGUCUAUCUGGACCUUGUACGAAGGCACAAGAAGGGAUGAUGGCACACCUGUGUCUGUCUUCGAGUUUGACGCGAGUUCAUCUUCGAAGCGUAACUUACUGCCAUUGGCCAAGAACGCGCUGAGGAAAUUACGCACAGUCCGCCAUCCGGAUGUUCUCAAGUUUAUGGAUGCCGUGGAAACUGAUAAUACUGUCUACAUCAUGACCGAACGCGUGCGACCACUAAGUUCUGCCAUUCAAGAAUGGACUUCGAAAGGAGCGCGAGAAAGAGAAGACUGGAUAGUCUGGGGCCUCCAUACCGUCUCGGUAGCGCUUGCAUUUGUGAAUGACUCUUGUGCAUCCACACACGGCAAUCUUCGUGAGGACUCUAUCUUCAUAUCCGCUUCGGGCGAAUGGAAACUUGGGGGAUUCGAAGUGCUGAGCAGUCCAAAGGAUGAUGCAGCUGUGCUAUAUACGAUGGGCAGUCUUGUGCCCGAUGCAUUGCUGUACUCCUCCCCAGAAGUGAAGAAGAAUGGUUGGUCCGCUUUGAAAGAAUUGAACCCUGCUGCGGCAGACGCGUACGCACUAGGUCUUCUGAUACACUUCGUCUUCAACCCCGACCAACCCCUCCCUGCCACAGCUCACGUUCCUCAUCCGCCUCCUACUGUGGCAUCUCGAGGAAAUAUACCAACUGAUUUGUUCCCUUCAUAUAAGAAGCUCCUCAUUCCGAACGCGAAAGGACGCCUUACCCCCAAGAAUUUCCUUGAGCUCGGUAACGCAGGAUCUGCAGGGGAAGGAUCGGGCUUCUUUGUGAACAACCGGUUGAUCAAAGUUUGUGCUGGACUGGACAACUUCAGUGUUGGAAGCGAAGCCGAAAAGGCCACGCUGCUACGACUACUGAAGGAAUCAGCCUCUUCGUUCCCCUCUGAGCUUGUUUCGUACCGUGUUCUCCCUUCUCUAGUGUCUGCGCUGCAAUUCGGAGGAGCUUCUGCCCCAGCGAUACUUCCUCUAGUGCUGCAACUAGGACAAAGUGUUGCUCCUGAAGAUUAUUCUUCCGUCAUUCUUGUCCAACUCAUUAAGCUGUUUGCAAGUCCCGAUCGAGGAACACGUAUGGCGCUGCUUGACCACCUGCCUGAAUACGCCGACAAGCUAGACAAGAGAAUUGUAGCUGACAAGAUUUGGCCACAUCUCCAAACCGGGUUCACAGACACAGUAGCUAUUAUCCGCGAAGCUACUGUCAAGUCAAUCAGCCUUUUGUCCGACAAGUUCAACGAGCGAAUACUGAAUAAUGACCUGCUAAGAUAUCUCGCCAAGAUGCAGGCAGAUCCGGAGGCUUCGAUACGGACGAACACUUGCAUCCUUAUUGGACGACUGGGCCCCUCCCUAGGAUAUAACACGAAGCGUAAAGUUUUAGUGCCUGCAUUCACGCGGGCAUUGAAGGAUCCAUUUGUGCACGCCCGCGUUGCGGGAUUAAUGGCUCUCAUGGCCACCAUCGACUGUUUCGAUGUGGACGAGCUGGCUACGAAGGUUAUACCGAAUAUGGCCUUUGCUAUGGUCGACAAGGAGAAGUUGGUCCGUGAUCAAGCUUUCAAAGCUAUAGAACUAUUCGUCGAGAAGGUUGAAGAGUUCGCCGCGAAGAUGCCAGAAACUGCGAUGGUAGAAACCGAGGCUAUGCCGGCGAUGUUCCCUCCCGGACCCGAAGGACAGAACAACCUAGUGCACAGCGCCGCUGGAGCUGCUGGGGCACUGGCGGGCUGGGCGAUCUCAUCCAUUGGCAAGAAGCUAGCGACUGCAGAUUUACAGAGCACGAUAAGUUCCGUCAAUGGCUCAGGGAUAGACCGCCCGGGUUCCGCCCCACCUCCAGCCUUUUCGCGCUCGUCUGAUAGGAGUAGUCUGGGACCCUCUUCUCUCCUUGAUUCCACACUCUCAUCGCCAGCAUCACCCACCGUGCAGAUAUCGACCUCAAAUUCGAUGUCGAAGGCGAAGGGAAUGCAACUGGGAGCGCAUAAGAUGCCUGUCAGCUCGAUGGUCGCGCUAGCAAAUGAAUGGGUCGAAGAGGCUAUGGCUGAAUCUGAAGCUUCUCAGCACAAUCCUUGGGGAAGCGAUGAUCUUAUGGACGUUAAUGCAGACCAGGAUGAUUGGAGCGCAUUCGAAAGUGCACCUCACCCUGCCCCAACGGUAGGGUUGGGGUUAGGGGGUGUACACAAUAUCUCUUCAUCUUCUCCUGGGAAUGACCUUUGGAGAGACAGCGAUACGAUGCAAAGGUCAUCUACAUCAGACUGGGGUGUGAAUUCCGAACCAAGUUUGGCACUGACAUCCCAGAGAAGGCCUGCAGCUCACCCGCCUGCUCACAAGAUUCCGAUACACAGGUCGCCCACACCUUCAGAGAACGGCAAAGUAGAACUUCACAAGGAAGUACAUCAUAGUACGAUUGGAAUGACGAAGGAAGAGAAGGCCGCCGAGAUGGCACGUCGGAAGGAAGAGAGGAAGCAGCGAAUCGCAGCAUUAAAGGAAAAGAAAAAUGCUGGCCAUCUACAUUCUUGA